AUGUCAUCAAAUCAUAUAACAACCGAUGUUCAUAAACUCAUAGCCCAUUUCUUACAAGAAAACAACUAUCCAGAAACAUUAAAACAAUUCGAAUCAGAACAUGGAUCCCCCAUAGAACCUCAUAAAUUAAUCGAUGAAUCAUUAACCCAAAUAAUCAAAGAUCGUAUCAAUUAUAAUAAUCUCCUCCCAACCCAAUUCGAAUCACAAAUAAAAUUAGAUGAUGGAUAUAAGGAUGAUCAAAUAGUUGAGAUUAUUAAGAAUCAAUUCCGUCAUUGGAUAAGUCCAAGUCCUAUUCAUCGGGAGAAAUUAAUUGAUCUUGAUGGAUUAGUGAUUAGUUCAAGUUAUUCUAAUGGAUUGGUAUAUUUAAGUACUAGUAGUUGUAAAGUAUAUGUACUUGAAGAAGGGGGGAAUUUAUUUAUUCAUCAUACGAAAUUCCCCGUGGUUAUUAAGAAGAUUAUUCCAUUAGAUGGUGGGUUAUUAUUGUUUGUUGGUAUGAAUGGAAUGUUUUAUUUGAGUGAAUUGAAAGAUGAAUAUGAAUUGAAUAUUAUUAGUGAGUUUCCGGCACAUACUAGACUAAUUGUUGAUGCGAAAUAUAUUAAGUUUAAUAAUGUUGAUUAUAUAAUUACUUUAGGUUGGGAUUAUUAUUUACGAUUGAUUAAAUUGGAAGAUAAACAGUUUACAAUCUUAUCAGAAAUUAAAUUAACUCAACAAGGAACUUGUUUAGAUGUUAUUAAUUAUGAAAAUCAAUUGGUUAUAGUAUUAGGGAAAUUAGAAAAUACUUUGUUGGACGUUUAUACCACCACCAAAGAAGAUAAUCAAUUGAAAUUAUUAUACAAGAUAUCAUUAAAUGAUGCUGAAUUUACUUCAUCAAGUUUUUCACCAAGAUUUAUAACAAUUCAAUAUAUCCAUAAUACAAUCCCCAUGAUUGCAAUUGCAACUUCUCAUGAACCUUAUAUGAGAUUAAUAAUUGUUUCAUUAAAAGAAAUUGAUCAAAUACAAAAAGAUAAUCAAGACGAGCCACCCAUCAUGAGAAAUCAAAUUAUCAAAAAUAUAAAUACAUUAUCACCCCAAGAUAAAUAUUCCCAACCAAUAAUAGCCUGGAGAUUAAUUAAUCCAAACAGUCCCAAUCAUCCUAAAAAUAAUGGGAUUUGGAUAAUGGGUGAUGAUGGAAUUAUAAGAGGUGUUGAUUUAUUGAAUGAUAAAUUAAUAAUUAUAUCUGAUGCUCAUCAAGGUAAAAUUAAAGAAUUUAUAACUUAUUUUAAUCAAGAUUUUAAUGAAAGAUUAAUUUCUUGUGGUGUUGAUCGAGAAGUUACUAUUUGGAAGUAG
This is a messenger RNA of Hemisphaericaspora subhashii, 1326 nucleotides long. RefSeq lists its product as uncharacterized. The coding region runs from base 1 to 1326 and encodes 441 amino acids. Lineage: Eukaryota; Fungi; Ascomycota; Pichiomycetes; Serinales; Debaryomycetaceae. The record is from RefSeq and is a predicted model, not a curated record. The transcript has a single exon. Gene Ontology annotation, molecular function: protein binding.